This is a messenger RNA of Neohortaea acidophila, 4596 nucleotides long. RefSeq lists its product as uncharacterized. Bases 1 to 4596 code for a protein of 1531 amino acids. The record is from RefSeq and is a predicted model, not a curated record. Lineage: Eukaryota; Fungi; Ascomycota; Dothideomycetes; Mycosphaerellales; Teratosphaeriaceae. The transcript is spliced from 2 exons.
AUGUUCUCGCGCCGUCGCCGCCCUUCUCCCGCUAACCCGCGCAUCGAUCCUGGCACCGCUGCUGCUGCCACCACCGCCGCCACCUCUGCCUUUGGUCGGCUCAAUCAACCCACCGCCAAUGGCACCCUCUCCUCCGCCGCCGCCGCGGCUGCCCUUCGCUCUCACACCUCCACCCCGGAACCCGUCGGAAGCAUACAGACGAAGCGCAUGAUCAGACGUAACUCCAACUCAUCACAAGGCAGCAUGAGUGUGGUGGGGAGUCUGAACGGACGGCCCGGCGUGCGCAGAACCGAUAGCAACAGCUCCAUGACCGAGCGUACCUUUCGCGCCCCAUCCCCCGCCUCGCCCAUGCGUCCUGCAUCGAGUCUCGGCUCGACGACCACCCGUUUCACCUCGCCUCCGCCGGCAAAGGGGAAACGAAGUUCCAGUGCGGACCAGCCCCCACCCAGUACCUCGUUGCAAGCCAAGAGGUUGUCAAAUGUCAUGGAAGGGGACGAGCUGGAAAGAGCACAUGCCGAUUUCGCCAAGAAUCUCGCUGCAAGACGCGCAGAGGCAGAUUCGGGUGGUGCGUCAAAGGCCGUACCCCUGCCAAAGACCGCGGAAUCCGCAAACCAGGCUACUAGAAGCGAGCGCCCAACCAGCCCCGAUGCGCAGACUUCUUCCAUGCCCUCCACCCUCAGACAGCCCGCUCCAGCCAGUCGAACAUCGUCCGCGGCCGGAAGCCAUCUUUCAAACGCGAACAACGAUUCGGGCAGAGUCUACGGCGUCCAGCCCGGCACAUCUUACAACGCGCCAUCUCGCGUGUACGAUCCCAACACCCGAUCCUUUGUAUACAAGUCCGCCGCGGAUGCCCAGCCACCACCAUCUCCAACAAGACCCACGGUGGAAACAGUAUACGACCCGAACUCGCGGAGAUUCGUGCCGAAGUCGCAGGCAUCUAGCCUCCCUCCUGCCGUGAGAGCUGCUCGCGCUUCUUCUGUUAGCCCCACGCGAGCAUCUGCCGCAGUUACAUCGCAGAGACAACGACCUUCAUCUGCUCUAGCUGGCUCAAUGAAGCCUCCACCAAAGAACCCGGCCCGAUAUGCGCAAACAGCUGAAAGGCCGACUUCUCCGACCGUUACAACCCUGCACAAGCAACCAUCCGUUGUUCGAGAAGACACUAGAGGAGAAGAGGAGGCCGAGGCAGCAGCGCCACCCGCGAAACAACCAGCUACCAACACCCAGCAGCAGACCAUCCUCCCGGCCAAGACGUACACCGCUCGACCCGAAGACCACGGACGAUCGUCGAGUCUCGACGUUCCACGUGUCGGCUAUGAUGCUGCUUUGAGAGGACGAAACGUCUCUCAAAGUCCUCAACGCUCAGCCCGCUUCUCACCUUCGCCGGUUCUCUUGCCUCAGAUCCAUGUUCCCCCUCCCAGAGACAUUUCACCUGGCAAGUCGGCGAUGAAGCACAGCCCGGCGUCGUCGAUCCGGACCGCCUCUCCAAUCGCCGCAUUCUCUCCCCUUGGCCUCCACCGGGUUACUAGCCCUGGGAGCGAGACGAGCGAGAGUCCCUCUAUGGGCGCGCAAGAUGGUGCGAAGAAGAAGAAGUCUGUGCGUGUCAGUUUCGAUGAGCACUCACUCGGGGGAGCGGCUCCAGUCUUACUGCCCUCUCCCAUCUUGAAUCGCUCCCCGCAAAUGGGGGCCGAUGAUGAUGUCGAGAUGCCGUCGAGACAGGUGCUGCCUUCUUUCGGCAGCGUCAGAAGGGACCGUGUGCAGCCAGACCCUGCGGAAAAGGUCACGGAGAUGAUUCCUUCUAGCCAAGGGACGAGUAGUGAUCACGCCAUUGCUGGUAUCUUGAGGAAUAGUCGUGAUCCGGUGCCUCCGGAGGUGACUUCUAAAGAGAGUGCCGGCUAUGAGAGCGAUGAUGCGAGCGAGGCGAAUGUUCCUGUGUCCAUCCCAGAGGAAGCCCCAGCCGUCAUCCCCAUUGCAUCGGCGACCGCACCGGCUAGCGACUCCACAGCACCGACGGUUCGAGACUUUGCUCCGACUACCGUGGAGCAGGACAAUGUGCCGGCGCAAGAACCCCCUGCCAUUGCUUUGUUUCCUCCAACCCCCAAGUUGGACGAGGAUAACAGGGGGUCAUUCUUAAGCCCUCCGACACAAGAAGUUUCGAAGCGGAAUUCCAUGGAAGGGAUUUCUGUGCCGGGAGGUUGGGCUGGGGAUGCGGAUGAGCCUGCAACGAUUGUCGCUGAGCCAUCGGUGCCGAAAGCAACACCAGAGAUUUUUGAUGGAGCGGCACAGGACUCGAUGUCCAUUCCAAUGACGACGUCCGACCGGAGACUCAGUGCUAUUGACGAAGACACGGACGAUGCCGAAUUCAGCGAUGCGUUUGAAGAUCCCUCCGACUUUGAAGAUGAUGGACCGGGUGGCUUUGCCAGCUUGGAUGCGAUUGUGGAGAGUCCAGUUGUCCCGUUGUCUCCUUCACGACCCAGGGAUCCUCCAAUAAGCCCAACGCGAACCACGGCGCCUACCAAUAACGUAAACGAUAGCCCUUCGACUCCGAGUUGGGAUCAGGCUACCGCGUAUUGGUCUCAGCUUACCAAGGAGAAACGAGCAGAGCUCGAGCGUGCGAACCACUCAUCGGAUGAAGAUGAUGACAUGCAGCCUGCUCGGACGGCAAAGCCAAAAGCCGCAAGGGGUGUCAAUGGGAACAUUGCCACCAGCGUGCAACCGGUGCCAACGAUGCGAAAGUCGAUGCGUGCGCAGACCGGUCCUUCCAGAGCGGACUCUUCAGCCAGCUCAGGACAUAUGCGAAAGUCGAUGAGGGAGGGCGGUCGAUUGACGUCUUCCUUGCGUGAAGCGCCAGCUCGUGACGACUCGCACUCCGCAUUGCAGAAGAAGAGCUUGCGUCCAGCAUCGAUGGGUGCACCUGCGACUUCGGCGCCACGGACACAGGCGCAGAGCUCUGCAUAUCCGACUUCACGCACGAAGAAUGCUCAACCGCAGCAAAAACAGACCAGAGCGCAGACAGCACAAUUCAGCACGAGAUUGCAGAAAGAGUUGGCAGCGGCAGACGACUCUGACUCGGAGAGCAGCUUCAAGAAGCGACGCAAAGCCCGAGGGAAUGAAGCGCGGUAUACCAUGCGCGGAAGCAUGCGAGAUGCUGCUGCCUAUGAAUCGCCACGACCGCAGAGUCCAAUCGAGCAACGACCCUCAUCGCCUCCCCCGAGCUCCGGUAAUAGCAGGUUCAGCCGGCUCCGCUCCAUGUCGCCGAAUCCUUUCUCACGACGGAAGAACUCCAUUUCCUCGGUGCAAUCUCAAGAGCCCGUGAUUAAAAGCACGUUGCGGUCUACGGCCGCUCCUCCUGCUGCAGCGAGGAAAACACAGUCUAGGCAAACGCCCGCGCCCUCUGCUCCCCGAUACAAAUCCCGCUUUGCGGACUCGGAUGAUGAGGACGAUGACGCGCCUAAGCGAUCGUUCUUCAAAAGUCGAUUUGCUGAUUCGGACGAUGAAGAUGGCGGGCCUGCUCCUUCGAGUGUGAGAAAAGCGGAUCUAACUCCUGUUCGUGGCAUUCCUCGACGCAAAGACAGGGAAGACGGCGAUUCCACUGAUUUGGAAGAGGAGGAUGAUGCGCCGAGACGAAAGGGUGGAAAGAAGGGAGGACUAACUCAGGACCCUGCAGAAGUGGACAAAGUGAUGGCGUUGGCGAGACGAAAUCUUGGAAUGGCUGAGAGCCCUGCUGCGCCAUCCAACCAAGGCCCUCAUGAGGGAGCUUUGCUGCAGAAGGGUAGUUUGAGAGUCAAGCCAGCUGGUGGCGUGGAAGACACACCUCAGUCUACGGCAUCGAAACCCAGCGACAUCACGUUCGCCAUGCCGGAGAAGAAGCGCAGGGGUUUCAUGGGCAGCAUCCUUCGUCGGAACCGCAACAGCUCCUCGUCUAUCCAGCAGCUCACCGGAUCCGCCAGUCCACCUGCGACUCCCGUUUCCCCUCAACAGCAACUGCAGCAACAGGCGAACAGCAACAGGAUCAUCGAACGUCCUACGAGUCCAACACCCACCAGUCCAACCGGCCGACCCCCCAUGGCCAAACUCCGCAAAAACUCCAGCCAGCGCGUCAUCAGCCGCAACAGCUCCUACCUCGCCGACGCAACGCCCGUCGCCGCCGUCCCACCUCCCCCUCCGUCCGCCCUCGCCCGCGGCAGCUCGUACAUGUCCAACCGAAACGCAGCCCCCGCAACGCCCUCCUCCGCUCUACCCAAACUCUCCAACCAAGAACUCGACUCCUGGCAACGCCCCACUUCCCCAAGCGUAACAGGGACCCCCGACCGCCCGACCACGAGCGAAGGCUUCUCCUCCGACGCCGUAAAGUUAGCACAUACCCUCCGUCCGGACCUGGCGCCUAGAAGUCAGAGUCAGCAAUUACCUGCUUCGAGUGCGCUGGCGGGCGGUGCGGGCGGUGCUGCUGGCGGCGGCCGAAGAGUGCAGAUUCAGGCUGGUGAGGAGGGCUCGGAGCCCGGGGAGCGCGAGAAGUCGGCGGCGUACAUUGUUUCGGCGAAGACGGGGAAGAAGAAGAAGUUUGGGGGCUUGAGGCGGGUGUUUGGGUUGAAUGAUUGA